AUGUAUCAACGAUGUGGUAGUAAUGGAUCUAUUCAAAACAUACAUCAAACACCUUCAUCUUCUAACCAGAACACAGAAGAUGAAGAUGACAGUGGAGACAACAAGGCGUCCGCACUCAGCUUUAAGGAAAGGAGGAGAGAGGCUCAUACCCAAGCAGAACAGAAGAGAAGAGAUGCAAUAAAAAAGGGCUACGAUUCGCUCCAGGAGUUGGUCCCCACCUGCCAACAAACAGAUGCAUCUGGAUAUAAGCCUAGUAAAGCAGCCGUUCUUCAAAAAUCAAUAGACUAUAUCCAGUACUUACUUCAACAACGCAGACGCCAAGAGGAAGAACGUAAUGCACUUCGUAAAGACGUGGUCGCACUUCGUAUCAUGCAGGCAAACUAUGAACAGAUCGUCAAAGCGCAGCACUCAGUACCGGGCCAUAACGAACAGAGGCUUACGGAUCAGGAUAAGUUUCAAGUUUUUCAGGGCAUAAUGGAUAAACUAUUCGAGUCAUUUGAGUCGGUUCCCACGAAUAACUUCGCAGAGUUCUCAGCGGGUGUGUUCAACUGGCUCGAAGAGUACUGCAAACCUCAGUCACUUAGAACCAUGGUCCACGGUGUACUGAGGGAACAGAACUACACACCAUAG
Molecule: messenger RNA, 630 nt
Organism: Arctia plantaginis
Lineage: Eukaryota; Metazoa; Arthropoda; Insecta; Lepidoptera; Erebidae
Source: the annotation of a GenBank genome assembly